Messenger RNA from Plasmodium gallinaceum, 1269 nucleotides. RefSeq names its product 26S protease regulatory subunit 8, putative (gene RPT6). Lineage: Eukaryota; Apicomplexa; Aconoidasida; Haemosporida; Plasmodiidae. Gene Ontology annotation, biological process: proteasome-mediated ubiquitin-dependent protein catabolic process. Gene Ontology annotation, cellular component: proteasome regulatory particle, base subcomplex. The record is from RefSeq and is a predicted model, not a curated record. Gene Ontology annotation, molecular function: ATP hydrolysis activity; ATP binding; proteasome-activating activity. The coding region runs from base 1 to 1269 and encodes 422 amino acids. The transcript has a single exon.
AUGGCAGCAGUUGAUAUGCAAAUAAGAUCAAAUACAAUACCAGAAAAAACAAAAAAAGAAAAUAAUAAAAAUAAUUCAAACAAAAAUGAGGAAGAAAUACAAUCAGGUAUUAAAACAUAUUAUGAAUUGAAAAUAGAAGAAUAUGAAUCUAUAAUAAAUAAAAAAUUACAAAAUAAAAAGAGAUUGGAAGCACAAAGAAAUGAAUUAAAUACAAGAGUUCGAGAAUUGUGUGAUGAAAUUCAAUAUUUAUUAGAAGCUGCCUCUUAUGUAGGAGAAAUUGUAAAGCCGAUGGGAAAGAAUAAGGUUUUAGUCAAAAUUAAUCCAGAAGGAAAAUAUGUUGUAGAUAUAGCUCGUCAUAUUAAUAUUUCUCAAUGCACACCUAAUACUAGAGUAGCAUUAUAUAACGACUCAUAUAAAUUACAUAAAAUAUUACCAAGUAAAGUGGAUCCACUCGUUUCCUUAAUGAAAGUAGAGAAAGUUCCUGACUCAACAUACGAAAUGGUUGGAGGUUUGGACCAACAAGUAAAAGAAGUGAAAGAAGUAAUUGAAUUACCUGUGAAGCAUCCAGAGAUAUUUGAGUCAUUAGGAAUAUCUCAACCUAAAGGAGUAUUAUUAUAUGGACCACCAGGUACUGGAAAGACAUUACUAGCAAGAGCUGUUGCACACCAUACAGAUUGCACUUUUAUAAGAGUAUCAGGUUCUGAACUUGUUCAGAAAUAUAUUGGAGAAGGUUCUCGUAUGGUCAGGGAAUUAUUUGUAAUGGCUAGAGAACAUGCACCAUCCAUUAUUUUUAUGGAUGAAAUUGAUUCUAUUGGAAGUCAAAGGAUUGAAGGAGAACAUGGAGAUUCAGAAGUUCAAAGAACAAUGAUGGAAUUAUUGAAUCAAUUAGACGGUUUUGAAUCAACACAAAAUAUAAAAGUAAUUAUGUGCACAAAUCGAAUUGAUAUACUUGAUGAAGCUUUAUUAAGACCAGGAAGAAUUGAUAGAAAAAUUGAAUUUCCAAACCCAAAUGUAGAAGCAAGAAUAGAAAUAUUAAAAAUUCACAGUAGAAAAAUGAAUUUAAUGAGAGGUAUUGACAUGGUUAAAAUUGCUACAGAUAUGAAUAACUGCUCAGGAGCAGAAGUAAAAGCUGUAUGUACAGAAGCAGGUAUGUUUGCAUUAAGAGAAAGGAGAGUUCAUGUUACACAAGAAGAUUUUGAAAUGGCUGUAGCAAAAGUUAUGAAGCAAGAUGCUGAAAAAAAUUUUACUUUAAGAAAGUUAUGGAAAUAA